Messenger RNA from Culex pipiens pallens (northern house mosquito), 2392 nucleotides. RefSeq names its product odorant receptor 4-like. Gene Ontology annotation, biological process: sensory perception of smell; detection of chemical stimulus involved in sensory perception of smell. Gene Ontology annotation, molecular function: odorant binding; olfactory receptor activity. The transcript has 3 exons. Gene Ontology annotation, cellular component: plasma membrane. The record is from RefSeq and is a predicted model, not a curated record. NCBI's taxonomy places the organism in Eukaryota, Metazoa, Arthropoda, Insecta, Diptera, Culicidae. Bases 1087 to 1539 code for a protein of 150 amino acids.
UCACGUUCACAGCUUGGAGAUAUGAACUUUAAUAAAAUUAAUUUUGAUUUAUGAUUAUUAGUCGUUUACGUCACAUUGUGAGAAAAUCUCAUGUUUUUUCAUGAAAUGUUAUCAACAAAUAUCGUUUUUGAGCGAGCAAAAUGAAAAUAUCCAAAAUAUAUGCCUUCCCGUUUGUAAUCAUAGUAGCCAAUGUUUUAUGCUAAAAACGCUUAUAUACCAAUGAAUUUUGAAAAUUCGACACUUUUUGUUCACUAAAAUGCAAAUAUCUCGGCUUUGCGUGGACAUAAAUUGAAUGUUAAAAAAAGCAAAAUGAUCUCCGUAAAAUUUCAUAUAAGCUGAAUGCAUCAGUUUUGGCUGCAAAAUUUUUUGGCUCGUUUUGGGGAGUGAUUUUUGAAAUUUUUUAGCAAAAAAAUACAAAUUUUUCUCCCUAAAACGCCCUGCCACGCCCAAACACAAGCUUUUAUGGAUUUUUUUUCGCUACAGGAAUUUGUUCAGGGGACAUUAAACUAUAACUUGAAGCCCAAGGCGACCAAAUUUGAAUGACUUUAGUACUAUUGUUACGCGCAUUUCUGAAAAAUACUCGAAAAAUGCACUUUUUUCAUUCAAGCUCCGCGCGCGAGUUGUAAACCAUUUUUGGGAAUUUUUUGUUGUAUGAAAACAUUGUUCCUGACAUCCUAAUCUAUCAUUCUAGGGGUGAGCACCGAAGAAUUGACAACUUUUCAUUUUUUUGGGACGGCCUACUACACACCCACUGGUUACAAGAUGAGGGAUAGAUUAGUUACCAAUUAUAGAGGUGGAACAAUAACAAAUCGUAGUUUAUACCAAUCAAACUAAUUGCAGUCUCAGUAUAAAAUUUGGAUACCUGGAAGAUAUUAGCAUUUGCGAAUCAGUAUAGUGUCAACAUUUGAUAAAGAUAAACAAUACAAUUACUUUUCAUAAUAAGAUUUAAGCUUUUGAAAACAAGGACUAUUAAUACCGAUUGAAGGAUUAAAUCCAAACGUUAUCCAAAUAACAACAUAUUUUUUCAACUCACAGAACAAAAUCGUACCAGAACGAGUUCAAAACUUAGCUCAAAUCCUGCCCACAAUGAACAUUGUGACAGUAACAACCAUCGUCAACAUUUGCAUGGUGUCGGCCUUUAACUUGCUGCCCAUCGCGGAAAUGAUCGUCCAGGGCGCUCAAACGGGAACGUGGCACCAGGAGCUACCAUAUCAGAUUUGGUUCCCGUGGGAUUCGCUGACCGGAUGGUCCUACCCACUUAUGUACGCGUUUCAGAUCUACUCUGGGCUCAUCGUCGUCAUUGGGAAUGUGAAUUUGAACAUUGGAACCACUGCUUUUCAUGGCUGCAAACCAGGUGUCAACAGUGGCGGUAUCAACAAUGAAAUUGGAAAAUGUCUAGUGUUGAUCAUUAUGAGAACUCAGAAGCCAUUCCAGCUGACAGCUUGGAAGUUUUGGCCCCUCAAUAUUACUUCAUUUAGCAAAAUCAUCAACGCAUCGUGGUCAUAUUUUUCACUUUUGAAUGCACUUUUGAAAAAGUGAAAAUUACGAAAUUUGAUAGCAGAAAAUUCGCUUCAAUCAAAAUUAUGUGGAUGCUCUCCCGUUGAUGAAUAAUAAAAUGCUUCAAGGAAUCAUUUCAACAUCCCAGUUCUACGACCUCGACCUACACUCUCAUCAGCCUUUCGUUGGCAACUCAUCAGGCAACGACUCAUAAAUAACCCAAAUUCCAUAUGAACACCUCAUCAUAAAUACAUAAUUAAACCGGUAGAAAGCAUAUUUCCAGCAACUCCGUGUAUGUGUUUCCAUUCUCUAAUGUUAAAGGUUCCUGGCGUCCACAGCUAUAAGUCGAAAAGCAUGGGAAAAAUAGUGCCUUUACACGUGCUCCACAUUUAUGUACUCAAACUAAUAGCAUGUAGGUCCCAUUUCGAGAAAAACUCUAUCAUCAAAGUUUUGCCCUGUAAUUCAGCGACAUUUGGGGCAACAUGUAUAGUCACAAUUGCCCGGAAAGGAUUCCUUGCGCGGUCCCCAUUCGCCCCAAUUCACGGUACGUCGCAACCCAGCGUUGGUCGUUGGUCUUCCUGUCAGCGUCGUUGUCGCGCCCGAAGCGCUCAUUUCGCUUCUAUGCUCGCACAGUAAUGACCGUCAUUGAUCCGGGCCCUUGGGGUUCGAUGUGACUCCCACAGGCAAUAUAAUAAGUUUAUUGUUAUGAAAAAUUAUCUGUUUUCUUGGUGAAUGUACAAAUAUAAAAAGGAUAAUUAAGGGUGCAAGGCAAUCAAAGACGUUGUUGUCCUCCUAUUCCAUAAUCCCAAUCCUGCAACAAUCUAGUUGUAUACAGUACUUUGGGGGAUGAAUCCAAAAUUAUAUCGAUAGUUACUGUAGUUUUCAAAACACUAAA